Messenger RNA from Coregonus clupeaformis (lake whitefish), 1790 nucleotides. RefSeq names its product inhibitor of growth protein 2-like. NCBI's taxonomy places the organism in Eukaryota, Metazoa, Chordata, Actinopteri, Salmoniformes, Salmonidae. Gene Ontology annotation, biological process: positive regulation of DNA-templated transcription. The coding region runs from base 142 to 1005 and encodes 287 amino acids. The record is from RefSeq and is a predicted model, not a curated record. The transcript has 2 exons. Gene Ontology annotation, cellular component: nucleus.
CAUGCGCAGUGGGUGCAGUUUUGUUUGAAGUGAACUGCUGCAGUUCGCUUGCGGAUGGAACUGCCCAUUAGAAACCAUACUAGCUAGCUAAAUGUAUUAUCUCAAAUCUAUGUUUUCUUGUCUCGAUGCAUCGGUGUAACAAUGUUAGGUCAUAAUCAUUACCCAAACGUAGAAAAGUCACAACUGGUGAACUAUGUGGAGGAUUAUUUGGAAUGUGUUGAGUCCCUGCCUUUGGAUAUACAAAGAAAUGUCUCUCUGCUACGAGAAAUUGACUCAAAGUAUCAAGAGGUCCUGAAGGAGGUUGAUGAUGUCUACAAGCGCUACCAGGGCGAGCGGGACGCGGCACAGCGUAAGAGGCUGCAGAUCCAGCUGCAGCGGGCCCUCAUCAGCAGCCAGGAGCUGGGCGACGAGAAGAUCCAUGUGGUCACCCAGAUGACUGAGCUGGUAGAGAACCGUUCCCGCCAGAUGGACUCCCACUCCCUCUGCCUCCAGGAGCCCAGCGAGGCCAGCGAGCGGGAGCGGGUCGUCACCGAGCGGCGCUCCGGUUCCGUCCAGGAGGCGGUGGUGUCCACGCCUGCCGAGCGCUCCUCUGCCCGCCGGCCGAGACGCCAGCGCAACAGCGAGAGCCGCGACUCCAACCAUGCCUCAGGGAAUGGAACGGUGAUGGAUGACCCAGCGGACGAGCUUCCUGUGCAGCCACGGGAGAAGAGGUCCAAGUCUGCCAAGAAGAAGAAGCGCAAGGCCAAGCAGGAGCGCGACGCCUCGCCUGUGGAGUUCACCAUCGACCCCAACGAGCCCACCUACUGCCUAUGCGUGCAGGUGUCCUACGGCGAGAUGAUUGGCUGUGACAACGAUGCGUGCCCCAUCGAGUGGUUCCACUUCUCCUGCGUGGGGCUCACCUACAAGCCCAAGGGUAAGUGGUUCUGUCCCAAGUGCAGAGGGGACAAUGAAAAGACUAUGGACAAAAGCCUGGACAAGAACAAAAAGGACCGGAGGUCCAGGUAGUAGUGACAAGUCGUCUCUUUCCUCUCGGGAACAUUGCCGAACUGAGGGUUGAGUUUGUCAAAGUGAGUCAUUCAAGGUAUUUCAAAAUGUUGUGAAGUUUUGAGAGCUCAAUCGGAACACUAUUUCCAGCAGCGCCUACUCUGAGUAAAGGAUUUGACCAAUACUGAACAGGUGCUGUUAAAAUACUGGCGACCCACCCUGAAGCCUAAAGGUUAUUCUGGGAAACCAGAUGUUUACUUUAAGAAGCCUAAAGCUGCCAUCUUCUGGUUCUAUCGUGUGUUACUCAACACUUGGCAAAACAGAAUUAAAGUAACUCAAAAAGCAUAUUUUGGCUUACUAGCCAUUUUGACUUGAUGUAAUGUACCUGAAUGAUGUCCUCUUUUUGUGAAAAUGAAUGCAUUAUGUUCUUCCCCAUGUUCUUUCAGUUGAGUAAGUUUAAUUUCUUAUGUGGUAUAAAAAUAAAUCUGUUCCAAAUCAACAAGUCUCGAUUUAUUGAUUUGGUCACUACCAGAUGGGGCUAAAUGGUUCAUUGUGCUAUGUUUUUGUAUGGCAGACGGAGGGGUAGAUUGCUCUGUUACUGCCUUAUGUGAGGUGCUUACCUGAGUUGGGAUUUGACACUGUCACAUUUAAGGUGAUAUUAUUUAUUUCCCAACUGUCAUUUAAAUUGACCAUCCUCCGGUGCAGUGCUUAGAUUUACUAUAUAGAGAUGAUAAUCUGGGGCACGGUCUGGAAUGGUCUUUCAUGUUUGUGAAGACAUUCUACAUAUUAUUUGUCAAACUAGUGUA